CUUAUAACGACCAACAUCUACAAAUCAAGGCUCCUAAAAUAAGCUAAAUGAGCUCUUACUUUGUAAACUCGUUCUCAGGGCGCUAUCCAAAUGGCCCCGACUAUCAGUUACUGAAUUAUGGUAGCAGUAACGGCGCUAUGAGCGGCUCGUACAGGGACUCCGGCACAAUGCACUCGGCUUCUUACGGCUACACCUACAAUGGAAUGGACCUAAGCGUCAAUCGUUCAAGCAGCACUGGCCAUUUCGUGGCUGCUGGGGACAACUCCCGGGGCUUCCAGUCUCCAGACCCCGAUGCGCGCUUCCGACAGCCGUCCAGCUGCUCGCUCCCGUCCCCUGAGCUGCUCUGCUCCAACAGCGACAAACUGGGACCCAAAACUGGCUCCUCGAACCCUCCAGAGCAGACGUCCGGCUCGGCCAAAAGUAACCCGGGCAACAGCGCACAUUUCACGGAGAUCGAGGACAGCGGCGCUGCUCCGGAGAGCGAAGACGGCACGAAAAGAAGCGCCAACUCCGCCGCACGGACAGGGCAGCAGCAGCAGCAGCAGCAGCAGCAGCAGCAGGAGCCUGCAGCUAUUUCCACCAGCACCACCACCACCACAGCAGCGAGCGAUGGGAGGGCGCCACAGAUAUUCCCCUGGAUGCGGAAACUGCACAUAAGCCAUGAUAUGACCGGACCCGACGGGAAAAGGGCCCGGACAGCGUACACCCGCUACCAGACCCUAGAGCUGGAAAAAGAGUUCCAUUUCAAUAGAUAUCUGACCCGCAGGAGGAGGAUAGAGAUAGCCCACGCGCUGUGUCUCUCCGAACGCCAAAUUAAGAUCUGGUUUCAGAACAGGAGGAUGAAAUGGAAGAAAGACAAUAAAAUGAAAAGUAUGAGCCUGGUUAAUGCAGGUAGCGCGUUCCAACCCUAAGUGUACAAGGUAAAUGCAUAAGAUGAAUAAGAUGAAGCUAACACAAAUUUACUGUAUAGCAAAAGCACCUUUCAGGCAUGUUGUUGAUGUUUUAGACAGAGAAAAAAAAUCUAC
This is a messenger RNA of Scleropages formosus (Asian bonytongue), 1025 nucleotides long. Its product is annotated as homeobox protein Hox-B5a-like. The transcript has 2 exons. Gene Ontology annotation, cellular component: nucleus. Bases 48 to 911 code for a protein of 287 amino acids. NCBI's taxonomy places the organism in Eukaryota, Metazoa, Chordata, Actinopteri, Osteoglossiformes, Osteoglossidae. The record is from RefSeq and is a predicted model, not a curated record. Gene Ontology annotation, biological process: anterior/posterior pattern specification; regulation of transcription by RNA polymerase II. Gene Ontology annotation, molecular function: RNA polymerase II cis-regulatory region sequence-specific DNA binding; DNA-binding transcription factor activity, RNA polymerase II-specific.